Suillus clintonianus is the source of this 1277-nucleotide messenger RNA. Its product is annotated as WD40-repeat-containing domain protein. Bases 264 to 866 code for a protein of 200 amino acids. Gene Ontology annotation, molecular function: protein binding. NCBI's taxonomy places the organism in Eukaryota, Fungi, Basidiomycota, Agaricomycetes, Boletales, Suillaceae. The record is from RefSeq and is a predicted model, not a curated record. The transcript is spliced from 3 exons.
UGAAUCAGUCUCGUUCUCUCGGUGAGCCCUUGCGGGGGCACACUGGUCCAGUUGAAUCAGUCUCGUUCUCGCCGGAUGGAACUCGCAUUGUCACUGGUUCAAGGGAUCAUACUGUUCGGCUGUGGGAUGCAGCAACGGGGCAGCCAGUCGGUGCGCCCUUGCGGGGGCACACUGAUUCAGUUCAAUCCGUCUCGUUCUCGCCGGAUGGAACUCGUAUUGUCACUGGUUCCUGGGAUGGGAGUGUUCGGCUGUGGGAUGCAGCGAUGGGGCAGCCAGUUGGUGAGCCCUUGCGGGGGCACACUGAUUCAGUUAAAUCAGUCUCGUUCUCGCCGGAUGGGACUUGCAUCAUCACAGGUUCAAGGGAUGAGACUGCUCGGCUGUGGGAUGCGGCGACGGGGCAGCCAGUUGGUGAUCCCUUGCGUGGGCACAUUGGUUCAGUUCAAUCAGUCUCGUUCUCGCCGGAUGGAACUCGUAUUGUCACUGGUUCAACGGAUAAGACUGUUCGGCUGUGGGAUGCAGCGACAAAGCAGCUAUUGGAACAGUAUGCCGAGUCAGAUCAUUCAACAUUCUCAAACAGUCACUUCAUUUGCUUCUCGCCCUACUCCAUACAUGCGCUGUGUGACACUUCUGAGUUAAUGGAGGAAGAAUCCCAUGACGACCGUAGUUCCACCCCCUUGUCACUGAUUGGUGACGAUGGAUGGGUGGUAGGGCCCAAGCAUCGGCUGUUAUUCUGGGUACCGCCCGCCUCCCGACAUUCUUUCUAUAAUUCUAGGACUGCAUUAGUGAUGCCCAGAGGAGGCCCUGAGUUUGAUUUGAGCCGUAUGGCACAUGGACGACACUGGCGAAAGUGCCGAGAGGAACCUUAGUACUGCGAUGAUCGUAUCCCAGCAAUUGAUUCAUCAUGGAGAUUUCAGUUACAGCUUGAAUAUGAUACCGAGUGUACAGUGGAUCAUGCUUUGUAUCCUAUCUAUACCGCAUCUAGUCCGUGUUGAAGGGUUGUCCGAGCGAAAGACUCGCUGAAGAGCUGACUGCAUGGCACUGCGGAAUGGAUUCUGUUGAAAUAUAUCCAUUAGUGCUUCCUCAUGGCUGAACAGAAGAACAUCACCGUUCCGGUCAUUCGGUGGUCGUUCAGGUUCCCGCUGCGCCUAGCCAUCGAAGGGCCCUAAAAUCUGAGAACAAGGCGGGGGAAAAUAUGUGGUUCAUUGUGUACACUGUACAGUGCAACAUCAGAGAAUUCAAGAGUCCUUGAGAUUGUAACCGUGUGAACUAUAGAAGAA